This is a messenger RNA of Temnothorax curvispinosus, 3659 nucleotides long. It is a transcript of the gene Pcif1, whose product is annotated as phosphorylated CTD-interacting factor 1. NCBI's taxonomy places the organism in Eukaryota, Metazoa, Arthropoda, Insecta, Hymenoptera, Formicidae. Gene Ontology annotation, cellular component: nucleus. Bases 485 to 2686 code for a protein of 733 amino acids. The transcript has 6 exons. The record is from RefSeq and is a predicted model, not a curated record. Gene Ontology annotation, molecular function: RNA polymerase II C-terminal domain binding; mRNA (2'-O-methyladenosine-N6-)-methyltransferase activity.
ACGGGUGGAUAUCGUUGCGUCAAAUUUCACAAAUCAUGAAUGAAUUCUAAGUGCCGUCGCGCAUUUCUCAUGAAUUGAGGGUAUCGCCAGCUCUGGUAAGCCUCCUCUCGACCGCGGUGCACUUUGCGCGCCCGGGACCGAUCCGGCGACGCGAGAAACCGCGUAUUUUUCUCCCGGACGUUUUCUCAGUAUGUAAACAAACAUUGUGCCACACGCACCGCGAGUGAGCUGUCGAGCCUGUCGAGUCGCGCGAACGCGACGUCCCGAGAAAUCCCGCGGUUGUCGCGUAUAAUUAUCCGUGUUCUUUUUUCACAUUGUGUGCGCGAACACGCGUGGGAUGUGGAUGGACCAAAUUGUGCAAACCGCAGCGUGCUCCCUGUGCCAGCAUCUCUGAUGCACCAUCUCAAUUCCUUACCCUUACCACCACCUCGUCAGGCUGUUUUCUUUUGAAUUCUCUAUUUUGCAACACAGUGCAUAUCAAACCAUGAACGAAGUAAGCGGAGGAAAACAAGAUGUGCCCAAUACCUCGAGUUGGGAAGCCUUAUCGGGACAGUCGGUGUCUCCGUUGCCAGUCAUGCAUCACCAUCAUCAAGCGCUACAGCAGGAUACAAAUUCAUCAGUAGCGCAAGUUAUAGUUCCUACGCCCGUUAAGCUCCAAACACCUAUAUUAGCACCUGCGCCAACUGUAGCUGAUCACUGUCCGCAGCUUGGUCACAUACAACAACCACCUCUUAUAACUCAGGGUGCACCACCAGGUAGCUUUCCAGAGCUCGAGUUAUCUCUAGAACUCCAGCAACAAGGCUGGAAGAAGUUUUGGAGUAAACGUGAAAAUCGGCCAUAUUUCUGGAAUAAAUUGACCGGAGAAUCUUUGUGGGUAGUACCUUCCUUGAAACCACAGUUUGAUCCAAUCACGGACCCACUUGGCAUUUGUGGCGUACCACCUCCGCCUGGAAAUGGAACUAUUCCACCUAGUACACCAGGUGCUACAUUAAAACGAAGAGCAUCAGAGGAUGGAGCUGUUCCACCUGCAAAGAAAUUUGUAUUGGCGGGUCCAUGGGAUUUGGAGAUACCUACAAAUGUUAUAAUAUAUGAACGAGCACCGUCAAAUUUGAUGCACGUUCAUCCUGAGGCAGAAGCUCUUCGCUGCGCUUUGCUAUCAAAGCUACGGCAGUGUUAUCAAGAGUUAUGUCACACUCGCGAAUCUAUAGACGCGCCGAAAGAUUCCUUCAACAGGUGGCUAAUGGAACGGAAGGUUAUCGAUUGCGGCUCAGAUCCGCUGCUACCGAGUCAAUGCUUCCCCGAGAUUUCAAUGUCCAUGUAUCGCGAGAUCAUGAACGAUAUUCCCAUUAAAUUGGUAAGGCCGAAAUUCACGGGGGAUGCGAGGAAGCAAUUGUCGCGUUACGCCGAAGCAGCAAAAAAUAUGGUAGAAUCAAGGGCGGCGUCAUCCGAGAGUCGGAAGGUGGUCAAGUGGAACGCGGAAGACACCUUCCAGUGGUUGAGAAGAACGGUGGGCGCUACGUUCGACGAUUUCCAGGACAGACUCGCCCAUCUGAAGCGACAAUGUCAACCGCAUCUGACAGCGACCGUUAAAGCUAGCGUUGAAGGCAUAUGCCUGAAAAUUUAUCAUCUGUCGACAGAAUAUGCGAAGAAAGUGAAAGAUAAAAACAACCAGAUCCUCAAAGACAAUGGUCUGGGGGACGUUAUACCGUUAGGAGGCCCUGCUAGCACGCAGAGAAAAGUUUGGUGUUAUCCAGUGCAAUUUUCCCUUCCCACGCCGAGACUUCCACAGGUUGAUUACCUCCCUGAGCGCGAGCAAAUAAUGCUGCGCUUUCACGGUGACACCAUGUAUAUUAAUAACACGCACUUUGCUAAACUAGAACAUUUGUAUAGGUAUAACGGUUUCGACGACAAAAAGUUCGAAAUGUUUCUGUCACGCGUUUGGUGUAUGCUGAAACGCUAUCAAACGUACCUCGGGAUCAACGAGGGCCAAGCAACUCAAAUGGCUCUUCCAGUGACGGUUUUUGAAUGCCUUCAGCGGUCAUUCGGCGUAACGUUCGAAUGUUUUGCCUCGCCUCUGAACUGUUACUUUCGGCAGUAUUGUUCAGCGUUCGCCGAUACAGACUCUUAUUUUGGAUCAAGGGGACCAUUCUUGGACUUUAGGCCGGUCAGCGGAUCGUUUCAAGCAAAUCCACCCUACUGCGAAGAACUUAUGGAAGCUAUGGUCAACCACUUCGAGCGUCUCUUGGCUGAUUCGGCCGAGCCUUUGUCGUUCGUGGUAUUUUUACCGGAGUGGCGUGAUCCGGCUCCUAAUGCGCUCAUAAAACUUGAGGGCAGUCACUUUAAGCGCAAACAAGUAGUAGUACCCGCUAUGGAACACGAGUACAGACACGGAUUCCAACAUAUUCUUCCAAAAGGUGAAGUAAACAUCCGAGCAGUCCACGGCACGCUAGUUGUAUGGUUACAAAAUCCGGCUGGCGCUGCGCGAUGGGGACCUACAGAAGAGCGAGUCGAAGCUUUAUUGGAAGCGUGGCGACCGGGUCGGGAACGAGAAAGGGAUAGGCAAGAGCUUCUUUCCCCGCCGCGACAAACGCAUCAACCGAUACCGUCAACGCCAGUACCUGUACCGACAACACCAGCUACACCGACGGUGCCAUCUGUACAACCGCUACCAAGUCAUCCUAUAUAAUUGAGUGAUAUAAUAUAGUUGAACGAUCUUCGUGUGAGAGGAGACAACGUAUAAAUAUAAAAUAGGAAAAUUAGUUUCCUAAGCUUGGAGAUAAAUAUGAUUUAUCUCUUGUAAUAUAACUUCCUUGUUAAGGAAAUUCAUUUUAUAUUUUAGCAGAUAUAAAAUAUAGAAAGAAUAAAGUGUAAAAAAUGAAAGAAAUGUUAGGUAAUUAUACACAGAGAAAUUAAACAGUCAUAACAUAGAAACGAUAUAUAUAAACGUUACUUUAUAAUCAACAAUAUAUUCAUACCCUUAACGGCAUGAAUAUCAGUUACAUUUUGAAUCAAUUUCUACGAAAUUGAUUCUUGAUAACUGAUGAUUGAUUGAUGAACAUUAUUUGAUUCUAUAUCGGCAGCGGAGUAAAAUCCUGUUGCUCACUUCUGUUCAGCCUUGAUAAACGGUAAAAUUAAUGUAAGGAUUAUAUUGAGAACCGUACAUCUAAGGUAUAUAAAAAGAGUUUACUUAUCAAUAAAGCAAGCGCACAUUGCAGAAAGUCUAAACUUUGCAAUAGUGGUUAAUUGUUGUUGAUCAAUGCGUUGGACUUUGUGACGUGUGAUGCUUUAAAUAUUAUAUAUACUUGCUAUGCAAGAUAAAAAUUGAUACUAUUGUAAAUUUCAGAAGAUUAGGUAUACAGGAAUAACAAAUGUACAGGUGUAUGUUGUAUGUAUGUACUUGCGCGGAUGUAAGUGGUAUGGUAUGUAGGUUGUAUGUGUCGCUUAUCUCUGCUUAUUUGUGGCCGGAAAAAAAAUUGUAUAAAAAAAACUGCGAUAAAAUUGUUCACCAUAUUUUUAACCAUGACAAUCUUUUUCUUUAAUAACAAAGAGCAUAUGUAGGGAAAAAAGCUAGUUACGUAUUUCGUUUGAAAUAGCUCUUUGCCGGUGCAAUAUUUUGUAUCAGUUUAUAACUGAUAACCACGAGAGAGAGAGAGAGAGAG